This is a messenger RNA of Pocillopora damicornis (cauliflower coral), 6428 nucleotides long. RefSeq names its product phospholipid-transporting ATPase ABCA3. NCBI's taxonomy places the organism in Eukaryota, Metazoa, Cnidaria, Anthozoa, Scleractinia, Pocilloporidae. Gene Ontology annotation, biological process: lipid transport; transmembrane transport. Gene Ontology annotation, molecular function: lipid carrier activity; ABC-type transporter activity; ATP binding. The record is from RefSeq and is a predicted model, not a curated record. Gene Ontology annotation, cellular component: membrane; intracellular membrane-bounded organelle.
AAAUAAAAAGCGAACACCUCAACGUAGUUCCGCCUUAGUCUGCUGAAUACACGAUGGAAAUGACGUCCUAACUUUUGGGUCAAUUUUUCGUUUUCUUUCGGCCAUGGCUAAUCGUUUUAGACAAUUUCGUUUGCUGCUGUGGAAAAACUUCAUUUUGCAGGUUCGUCGGCCGAUAGGAACAGUAUUCGAGCUCUUAUUGCCCGUUCUUCUCAUAGGAGUUUUAAUCCUACCAAAGUUGUUCAUAAAGACAGAAGACUUCUGUUUCAGCACUUUUGAACCAUUACCAUCAAAAAAUAUACCAGCAGGAAUUGUAAACAGUUUAAUUAACGAAGAUGCCAGGAAGGAUCUUUACCGAAAUCCACCCAAGAAUUUAAGUUUAAGUAACAGCACAGCAGUGACAGCCUUCCUGAGGAAGAAAGUGGAAAACAAGACGUAUCUUGCCUAUUAUCCGACAUCCCCUCCAGUGAGAAAAGUCAUGAACAGAGUGGCAAGCAUCACUGGGUUAAAGGUUGUCCACAACAGCAUAUUCCACAAGAAGAACUGGUCUUCUGCUGAAGAACUGGCUGAUGAAGCCUCACAGCAUGAGGAAUACUAUGCAGUUGUGGACUUUAAAAUCAGCAAAGAUGCCACAGAACUUCCUAAACAGAUCAAGUAUAGCCUACGAUUUUCACAUACUAUUAGUGGCAGCCGGAAAAGCUGGAGGACAGAAAAUACCUACCCAAACUUUCAGGCUGUAGGACCCAGGGUAGAUGAAGAUGGUCAAUGUUGUAAAGGAUAUUCAUCACAUUUUGUGCUGGUACAGUAUGCAGUUGAUAUGGCUAUUAUUCAAGAACAGGCAAACCUAAGUCAACAAAUUCCACUCAAACUGCAGCAAUUUCCCUAUCCAAAGUACACUGAGAACUUCUUCAUAGCAACAGUGGAGGGACUCCUCCCCCUGCUCAUGACUCUAGCUUUCAUGUAUUCUGCCAUGAGUGUUAUAAAGGAGCUAGUUUUUGAGAAGAACCAGCGUUUGAAAGAGUCCAUGAAAAUGAUGGGACUUGCAAACUGGAUCCACUGGCUUGCUUGGUUCACCAAAGACCUCUUGUUUCUGCUUAUAUCAAUAAUUAUAGCCACAGUCUUCUUGAAGGGAUUUAAAAUUUUUGAGUUCUCCGAUGGCUUACUUAUCUUCGUAUUUCUUCUACUGUACAUGAUAGCAAGCAUUAUGUUCUGUUUUGCAUUGAGUGUUUUCUUCUCAAGACCAACUGUGGCCAUGCUGUUUGGCGCAGUAGCCUGGUAUUGUACUCUGGUUCCUUAUCAGACGUUUGCUCAGCAAGAGGCAUAUGAGGCUUUGUCAAGGUCUGAGAAGGCUGCUGCUUGCCUUUUGCCAAACACUUGCCUUGGAAUUGCAACCCGCAUCAUUGCCAAAUUUGAGAUUAGAGAGGUGGGACUGACCUGGAGCCGAGUAUCUGAAUCUCCUGACCCUGAUGAUGACUUCAGCUUCGAUAUGGUUCUAGGAAUGCUUAUAAUUCAGAGUCUUAUCUUUGGAGUAAUCACCUGGUAUGUUGAGGCUGUAUUUCCUGGUAGUUAUGGAAUCCCCAAACCUUUUUACUUCCCCUUCACAAAGUCCUACUGGUGUGGAGUUUCCAGUGACAAAGUUGUUCAAGUAGGAGCUGAACAGGAAUUAAAUACAGUGGACAAGCAUUCUGAUAAUCCAGCCAUUGAAAAGGAAACACAUGACUUGCCUAUUGGUGUGGGAAUAAAAGAUCUUAGGAAAGUGUUCAAGGGCUCAAAAGGGUCCAAGGUUGCUGUGGAUGGACUCAGCCUGAACAUAUAUAAAGGUCAGAUUACAGCACUGCUUGGCCACAAUGGAGCAGGAAAGACCACUACCAUGUCUAUCCUAACUGGGCUCUUUCCACCCUCUGCUGGUUCUGCCCAUAUCAACGGCAAAAGUAUUCUCACUGACAUGGAGGGUAUCCGCGAGAGUUUGGGACUCUGUCCUCAACAUAAUGUUCUUUUUGACAGGCUGACAGUUAAAGAACAUCUGACAUUCUUCAUCAACUUGAAGGGAACAUUUGGGCAAGAAGCUGAGAUUGAAGUGCUUCAGAUGAUCAAUGACAUUCAGCUGACUGACAAAUUAAACUGGGCCUCCUCUAAGCUGUCUGGUGGGAUGAAACGGAAACUGUGCUGUGCUAUUGCACUAAUUGGAGGUUCACAAACUGUGUUCUUGGAUGAGCCCACCUCAGGAAUGGACCCAUAUGCCAGAAGAGGAACAUGGGACCUGCUGCUGAAGCACAAAGCAGGAAAGACCAUCAUUUUGACAACUCACUUCAUGGAUGAAGCUGAUUUCCUUGGAGACCGAAUUGCCAUCAUGGCAGAUGGGCAACUUCGAUGUUGUGGCAGUUCUUUGUUUCUCAAGGGCAGGUAUGGUGUUGGAUAUCACUUGACACUUGUGAAGAAAGAAAACUGCAAUGAGAAUGCAGUGACGAGCUUGAUUAUCAACCAUGUGCCCAGUGCACAGCUGCUCAGUAGUGUUGGUGCUGAAAUGGAGUUUGUCUUGAGCAGUGAACACUCCAGUGGGUUUGAAGCGCUCUUUCAAGAAAUAGAAAAUAAGAUGGACGAGUAUGGAAUAACCAGUUUUGGAGUGUCGGUUACAACCCUUGAGGAAGUCUUCAUGAAGGUUGGAGAAGGAGCAGAAAAAACCGUGGACAAUCUAGCCCACGAACACGAGAUUGCUGUUGAAGAAACAGAGGAGAUUGUGGAGGUGGCUAAUGAGGAAAAUAUUUCAAACAAAGAGCUUGAAACUGGGUUUCGACUGAAGUGGAAUCAAUACAGAGCAAUGUUCAUGAAGAGGUUUCUGAACUCCAAACGCGACAAGAAAGCAAUUAUUACACAACUUGUUCUUCCCAUCAUUAUGGUUGUAUUUGGUUUGUUGCUGAUCACUACGAUUCCCACAAGAGAGAACGACCCACCUCGUGUUCUUAAGCUGUCUAACUUGAGCGUGGACGGUGUCCAUACCAAAGCUUUUUUUGCCGACUACAGAAACAUGAGUUCUAGUAAAAAGACCGCGACGUUUGAGAAAGCCAAAACCUACCUCAACGACAUUAAAGUUGAUGCGACUGACAUCACGUCCAAAGUUUAUUACAUUCGAGACGGCAACAAGGACUAUGGCGUAUUUGUCAGGAAUAAGAGCUUCGCCAAAGUUGAUAAGGACGCAAAAUCCUGCUGUAACUUUGAGUAUUAUGUUCUCAAUGACAAGUGCAAAGCUAAGUUUAUCAGCAAGGACUUAGUCCCAGGCAAUUGUACAGAUUACACCUUUGGCUACAAUGACUGCCCGAAAUGCAUCCAAGCUAAAUUACCUGGCGAAAGAAUUGGUGGCGAGAAGGGGGACAAAGAGUGCUCCGCAGUGGGUUGCCCAGGCACAGAUCUGACAGACAUCAACACCUACUUCUCUGAGUACGUCCUGGAAGACAGCAAUGCCAAUGAUUACUUUAAUAUUUACGUGGCUGGAUUUUCCUUAGCCCCAAUGCCGCCUGCUAUGAGCCUGCCGUACAAUAUGACUAAUAGCAGCGGUAUGACUAACAAGACUCUUGGAGGAGCAGAUAAGGACAAGGAAGCGGCUGUUACUACAGUUUGGUACAGUAAUGAGGGAUUCCACACCAUAGCAGAAGCACUGAGUGCCAUGAGUAACAUACUGUUGGUUGAUCAAACAGGAGACUCGUCGUACAGUAUUGAGACUACAAACUACCCUCUACCAAACAGUGUCAACAACAAGGCUGACAACGUUACAUCAGACUUCUCUGCACUUCUCCUUGCCAUAUUUCUCGCACUAGGAAUGGCUUACAUGGCUGCAAGCUUUGUUACAUUCAUUGUACAGGAAAGAGUGUCAAAGGCAAAACACCUCCAGUUUGUCAGUGGAGUUGAUACACUCAGCUAUUGGCUUGCUACAUACACCUGGGACUUCAUCAAUUAUCUAGUCCCCGCUAUUGUGAUUCUCAUUUUAUUCGCUGCAUUCCAAGUGGAUUCUUACAAGGAUGAGAUGGGAAUCGUCUUCUUGUUGCUGCUGCUGUUUGGUUUGUGUGUUCUGCCCUUCGUCUACUGCCUUUCGUUCAUUUUCACUUCUCCAGUUGUGGGUUACGCACUCACAGUCUUCUUGCUCUCCAUUCUCAGUCUGGCAAUGUUGAUCACAGUGUUUGUCCUACAAAUACCGAGUGUUGGGUAUGAAGAUGAAGCCGAGAUUUGUCACUACAUCUUUAUGUUGGUUCCCACCUACACGCUUGCUUACGGCUUUGUGGAUCUCAACAAGAAUUACGGGUACAGAAAAGUCUGCAACGAAUCGCCUGAGGCGAAACUGAGGUGUGACUUGGUAGGGAUUAAGUACACAGACCAUGGUCUCACUUUGGAACGCCCGGGCAUCGGACAGAUGGUUCUGUACAUGUUUGUGGAAGCCGUUGUUUUGUUCAUUUUGGUUCUGCUGAUCGAGGUGAAGUUCUUCCUUGGUGGUUUCAGCAGAAAUUCUGGUGGAGCUGAUGGAACAGAACGCCGAAGCAAUGAGGACGAGGAUGUUUUCAACGAGCGUAACCGUGUUUCCAUGCUGAAACCUGAAGAAAUCGACGGAGAGGCUGUUGUGUUGAAAGACCUUACCAAGGUGUAUGGUGGCACAAACGUUACUGCUGUGGAUCAUCUGUGCCUGGGAAUUCCUAAAGGCGAAUGUUUUGGUUUGCUUGGAAUAAAUGGUGCUGGAAAGACCACCACAUUUAGCAUGCUAACUGGAGAUUUAAGCAUUUCACAAGGCACGGCUUACAUGGAUGGAUAUAACAUUUUGACGAAUUUACGACAGGUUCAGCAAAGGAUUGGCUAUUGUCCUCAGUUUGACGCCCUUAUUGAACGUCUAACCGGUCGCGAAAUGCUGACGAUGUACGCUCAUCUCCGAGGCGUUCCAUCAAAUAAAGUAAAGGACUUGGUGUCGUCCACAAUCAAACACCUGAAUCUCACCAAUUGGGCAGAUAAACUGUGUGGAGACUACAGUGGCGGGAACAAACGAAAACUCAGUACUGCUAUCGCGUUGGUUGGAAAUCCUCCCAUUGUAUUUUUGGACGAGCCCACCACAGGUAUGGACCCUGUUGCUCGCCGUUUUCUGUGGGAUUCAUUGAUGCAGGUGAUGAAAGGAGGCCGAUCAAUUGUACUCACUUCUCACAGCAUGGAAGAAUGCGAGGCCCUGUGCACAAGGCUUGCCAUCAUGGUGAACGGACAGUUUAAGUGUUUGGGAUCGAUUCAACAUCUGAAGAGCAGGUUUGGCACUGGUUACACCCUUAUGAUCAAAGUUGCAGGCAGCGCUGCACCCAUUCCUCAGCAAACAGCAAACGGCUUCCAACAACCUCCACCGACCGCUACGUCCGUACCACCUCCAAUGGUUUUUAGCAAUCCUGCGGCUACCGGGGAAUUGCCGGAAGUUAAUGAACCGGAGAAGCCCAUCCCGGAAGGUUAUGCUAAUGGUACCCAAGCGGUCAUCAGCAGCAAAGAUAUACAACCUACGGUCCCCGUUCCUCCUCCCUAUCCUGCCAAUCCUGUUCAAAUGCAGCUCCCUCCCGGCCAGUCCAUGCCGUUGGUGUACGAUCCGGGAUUGAUAAACGCUGUGACAAAUGCUCAAAACUUUGUGAACCAAACUUUCUCUGGAGCAAGGCUUCUAGAGAGCCAUAACGGAGUACUGCACUUCCAGUUGGAAACUGAAGGAUUGAGUUGGUCGUAUAUCUUUGGCCAGCUGGAAAGAAAUAGAGCUGCUCUGAAUAUUGUGGACUACAGCGUCAGUCAGACCACACUAGAACAGGUUUUUAUCAACUUCGCCAAAGAGCAACACUCCGAAGAAAGAACAACGGUGAAGAAGAUGUGCGGAUGCUUUUAGUUUUUCAGGAGGACAUUGACAAGACUUAAAAUUAGUCCUGGAUUUUUUUGGUUUAGGUUCUGACGCUAUUACAGGAUUAGUAGUUAAUCGAAUUUUCGAUUCCGCUGUGAAUUUUUUUCUUUGUGGGUUUGAUGUCUUGGAAUCUAAAGUAUAGAAAUCGAAGACACAACCUUCGCUGAAAAACUUCAGUCCUACCAAAACAACUCUCAUCUCACCGGUAUAUCACUAAAGCUUAGAAAAGAAAGAUGAGAUAGCUUCAUCUGUCUUUAAGCUCUCCAGAUCUUUUUUGUAACUGUCUCUUCUAGCCCCAAUACAUCUAAUUGUAAAUUAAUAAGAGAAUUUAGUGUUUUAAGAAGAUAACACACUCUUGUCGAUAAAUUUGUUUCUUCUUAUCACCAUUUUGCUGAGUAAUGUAGAGUUGUUCGAAAGUGGAAUAUGCAUGUUUAUCACUUUGGAAUUUUAAGGAUCGAUUUUGGAAUGAUAUCUGCUCGAAUCUCUUUGCUGGGCAAAGUGUUUUUUAGAUUGCACUUUUUUUUGUUAUUGCACCAUU